Molecule: messenger RNA, 441 nt
Organism: Phytophthora infestans T30-4
Lineage: Eukaryota; Oomycota; Peronosporomycetes; Peronosporales; Peronosporaceae
Product: histone, putative
Exons: 1
Coding region: 31-441 (136 amino acids)
Cellular component (GO): nucleosome
Molecular function (GO): structural constituent of chromatin; DNA binding; protein heterodimerization activity
Source: RefSeq, a predicted model, not a curated record
CGAUCGCUCAGCAAAGUUUUCUAAGUCGCAAUGGCUCGUACCAAGCAGACCGCCCGCAAGUCCACCGGUGGCAAGGCCCCGCGUAAGCAGCUCGCUACUAAGGCCGCCCGUAAGUCGGCCCCCGCUACUGGCGGUGUCAAGAAGCCCCACCGUUACCGUCCCGGUACGGUCGCUCUGCGUGAGAUCCGUCGCUACCAGAAGUCGACGGAGCUUCUGAUCCGCAAGCUGCCCUUCCAGCGUCUGGUGCGUGAGAUCGCUCAGGACUUCAAGACUGACCUGCGCUUCCAGGGUUCGGCCGUGCUUGCUCUCCAGGAGGCCGCUGAGGCCUACCUUGUGGGUCUUUUCGAGGACACCAACCUGUGCGCUAUUCACGCCAAGCGUGUCACGAUCAUGCCCAAGGAUAUUCAGCUGGCUCGUCGCAUCCGUGGCGAGCGUUCGUAA